AUGUCAACAUGUAAAUCCCUCCUCCGAGCCUGUCCGUCGCAACGGACUCCACCGUUGCUCCUCCCCCUCACGCAAUGCCGCUUCGAAUCCACAACCCGGCGACACAGAAAACUGCUCGCACUCCCCGAAGCCCCAUCCUACACCCCCGACCGCACAGCGCCUACAUUGAUUUUCAACCCCCCGUCCUCGGCGCCGAAUGUAUACCACACGCCGCUCAAGUUCCUGCCCAAGGAAGAUAAGCGGAGAACGCUCUACGCAGCCGCACAGCAAUACGCAACCAAACUAGCGCACACGCGGCAAUCCUCGCCCAUCGCCGCGCCCGGCACGCCGCUCGCCUCAGAAGCGUUUCUGCCGCCGCGCCCCUCUGCGAGCUUGCCUGCGCCGCUGCGGAAGCCGUACGAGAAGACGUAUCAUCUGACCGAGGAGGAUAUCGCUGAGAUAAGGCGGUUGAGGAGUGCGGAUCCGGAUACGUGGACGAGGGUUAAGCUGGCGGAGAGGUUUGGUUGUAGUCAGUUUUUUGUGGGCAUGGUGGCUAGGAAUGGGGAGAAGGCGGAGAGGGUGGAAAGGGAGCAUGAGGUUAUGAGGAGGAAGUGGGGGAGUAGGAGGAGGGAGGCGAGGGAGGAUCGGGGGAGGAGGAAGGGGCUUUGGGGGAGGGACGCUUAG
Molecule: messenger RNA, 663 nt
Organism: Alternaria ventricosa
Lineage: Eukaryota; Fungi; Ascomycota; Dothideomycetes; Pleosporales; Pleosporaceae
Exons: 1
Coding region: 1-663 (220 amino acids)
Cellular component (GO): mitochondrial large ribosomal subunit
Molecular function (GO): structural constituent of ribosome
Source: RefSeq, a predicted model, not a curated record